Tripterygium wilfordii is the source of this 1874-nucleotide messenger RNA. Its product is annotated as 3-oxoacyl-[acyl-carrier-protein] synthase, mitochondrial. Gene Ontology annotation, biological process: fatty acid biosynthetic process. Lineage: Eukaryota; Viridiplantae; Streptophyta; Magnoliopsida; Celastrales; Celastraceae. The record is from RefSeq and is a predicted model, not a curated record. Gene Ontology annotation, molecular function: 3-oxoacyl-[acyl-carrier-protein] synthase activity. The coding region runs from base 97 to 1527 and encodes 476 amino acids. The transcript has 14 exons.
GGUUGGGCAAUUGCGCAUGGUUUUCCAGUAACCUCUGUUCUUGUAAUUUGAACUUCGAAACUUCACUCAAAGGCGAAUUCGAAGCACUCAUCAUUCAUGACUAGCCAUUUGAGGCCAAAAUUAUUGGCUGCUUCUCGCUCUCAGCUUCGUCGCUACAUUUCCUCCGCCGCUUCUCAAUUUCAAGCCCUUGACCCUCCUCCUACUGUUUCCUCUCGUAGAGUGGUCGUCACUGGUUUGGGAAUGGUGACGCCGCUGGGUUGCGGAGUGGAAACAACGUGGAAGAGUCUGAUAGAGGGGGAAUGCGGGAUAAGGGCGAUAACUACUGAAGAUCUCAAGAUGAAUUCAUUUGACCGAGAAACCCAGUUACAUACAUUCGAUCAAUUGACCUCCAAAGUUGCCGCAAUCGUGCCUUGCGGGACUAACCCGGGUGAAUUCAACGAAGACAUGUGGCUGCGUUCUAAGGACCAUAGGUCAAUUGCGAGAUUUAUAGGUUUUGCACUAUGUGCUGCUGAUGAAGCUCUGAAGGAUGCAUUGUGGGAACCUUCUAAGCAAAAGCAGAAGGAAAGAACGGGAGUCUCUAUUGGUGGGGGCAUUGGAAGCAUUAGUGACAUACUGGAUGCAGCACAGAUGAUCUGUGAGAAGCGACUUCGAAGGGUUAGUCCAUAUUUUAUCCCACGGAUAUUAAUAAACAUGGCAUCUGGUCAUGUUAGCAUGAAAUAUGGAUUCCAGGGACCAAACCAUGCUGCUGUGACAGCCUGUGCCACUGGGGCACAUUCAAUUGGUGAUGCUACAAGGAUGAUACAAUUCGGGGAUGCAGAUGUUAUGGUGGCUGGUGGCACAGAGUCUAGCAUUGAUGCUUUAUCCAUAGCUGGAUUUUGCAGAUCAAGGGCUUUGACGUCAAAAUACAACUCCAACCCACUACAAGCUUCACGACCUUUUGACUGUGGUCGGGAUGGUUUUGUGAUAGGUGAAGGUUGUGGUGUCUUGGUUUUGGAGGAACUUGAGCAUGCAAAAGAACGAAGAGCAAAAAUAUACGCUGAGGUUCGUGGCUAUGGCAUGUCAGGUGAUGCAUAUCAUAUUACCCAACCACACACUGAUGGAAGAGGUGCUAUUUUGGCCAUGACCCGUGCCUUAAAACAGUCCGGUCUUCAUCCCAAUCAAGUGGACUAUGUAAAUGCUCAUGCCACAUCGACACCUUUAGGUGAUGCUGUAGAAGCCCGUGCAAUCAAAACCGUAUUUUCUGAUCAUGCUGCAUCAGGUGCUUUAGCCUUUUCCUCAACAAAGGGGGCCAUUGGUCAUCUCCUUGGAGCAGCUGGAGCUGUGGAAUCAAUUUUUACAGUAUUAGCCAUUCACCAUGACAUUGCACCAUUGACUCUGAACCUCACUAAACCAGAUCCAAUAUUUAAUGAUAGUUUUAUGCCAUUGACUCUGUCAAGAGAGAUGCCUGUAAAAUCCGCUAUAUCAAAUUCUUUUGGCUUUGGAGGAACAAAUGCAUCUUUGCUGUUCACAUCUCCCUGUAGCAGUUAAUCAGUCACUUUUGCUCCAAACUUUCAAAAUUGCAAGUCAUUUCUUCCAUGCAUCCUGUUACUGGAGCUAAAUGAAAUAUAUGAUUAUCGCUUUGUCAGGUGCAGUCAGUCAGAUCUUAAGAUCUUGAAAGUUACUGGGAUUGAACGUCUAAGCAAGAAAUGACCAUCUUUGAUGUAUUUUUUUGGGUUUUGUACAUUAGGAAGCUUGUUCCUUGACCAGUUAUUCAGCUUAGCAAAAUUACUGACUAGUUUUUCGAUUUAUUUAUGUAAUUAGCUUGUAUUUAAAAUUUAAGACCAUUACAAUAGUGUGCAAUCUUUUAUUCUUUCACGAGGAAACCACUUAUAGUA